AUGGCAGUAUCAAAAGCUGCAUUGGCAGCUAUCAAGUUCGACGCUUUAAGGAUAUUUAUCAAGCAAAAUAUAUUAAUAGCAUUCAUGCAUAUGACACUAAGACUAAGUAAGAACUACAAAUAAGGGAUAUGUAGUAAGUUAAAAUAAUUGGUAAUACAUAGUUAAUACAUACAGUAUAUGCCUUCUGAUAUUUCAAACAUCUUUAAACUGAUACCUUUAAAUAUACCUUUAAAUAUCUUUAAACAUCUUUAAUUUAUCUGCUUAUCUUUUAUGUAUGUUAAAGUAUUCUUUUGGUGUUUUCACACGUCCAGCUACACAAAGUCUUAAUCUAAAAUGAAAUGAUGUCGUGGCAAUAUACUGUAUAAAAGCACUAACAUAUAUUGAAGAACAACAUCUGGUUUCAGCUGGGAUUACAGAUUCAUAAUCAUGUUCGUUGUUUAUGAGUUCCUAAGCCCAACCAAAACUAUUCCAUAAACAGUUGCAUAGAAAUCUAAAUCCUCAAUCGAAUAUUUUAUAAAGUCGGUCUAAAUUAUAGUCGCGAUCGGUGCAUUUCGUCAACCUCUAAUUUAUUCUUCAAACAUCAGCCAUUCAUGGAAAACACGAAACGGCGGACGAAGCACGAAAGAAAGUGUUUCUUGCAAGAUUAUUUAUUGGUCUCUAUAGAAAACGUGACAAUGGCUAAUUGUCUGAAAGCGUACAGAUAUUUGCUAUAUUUACAAAGAGGAGACAAUUCGAAAAUUUGAACUCAAUGGAUUUUCCAAUGCCUCAACCCCCCCCCCCUUCAGUGCGUGGGGGAAAACAAAUGCAAUCUCUCAUUUAAAAGCAAUAAAAAAGAGCGUUCAACUUUCACUAUUAAUAGGAGCCGCGUUGUUGCGGUUUCUAUUGCUAUGUUCAAUAAUUUGCAGCUCCUUUCUUGUCAAGAAUUUUGAAGAAAUUAAUAAAUAUUCCUCUUAGUAUGUCCUUAUUCCUUUCAUUAAUAUCUUAGAGGCAACACCGCAGGGGCGGACUGGCCCACAGGGAUACCGGGAAAUUUCCCGGUGCGCCCCUUAUGAAAAUAUUCUUUGGCGCCCCUAUUUUGGAAUUUUGUACAUAAUUUAUAUGUUAUUUCGAAGAAAAUGAUAAAACUAUUGAAGUAAAAUAAUGAAAAGAUAACUUUGAGUAUAACAAGUUGAGCGCAACAACCGCGAUCGUUUUAUGCAAUUCGCGCCCGUCAUAACAGUAUAUUAAUAAUAUAUAAUCAUUUUUACGUUAUAUAGACUUCAUAAUCAGAGGGAAAAUGUUUAUUGACAAAGUGGAAGCAAUAUUUUUUUUAAAACAACAAAACCAAUAUUUUAAAUUUACAUUGGUUAUGUUUGGAAUUCGGAUGGAAAUUAUGUACUACACAGACUCAGUUUGCAAUGAUUUAAAUUAAUUGGAUAAACAUGAAAGGGCUCUCAAGAAAAGCGGUGCGCAGAGAAGGAAGGAAAAGCGAAAACAGGCAUUGCUUGAUGCCGGUUCUGAUCGAAAGCAGCAAAAAUUAUGUUUUUCUUGUGAAAGUCGUAAUAACAAUGAUCUACUUCAUGGAGAAAACGCAUCAAGUUCCUCUGAAUCAACUCCAGGCGAAGCAAGAGAUAAUGGAACGGUACGUUAUCUUACAAACUGAUGUUAAAUUAAGUAAUAAACGUUUUCUGGUAUUGUUAUUACUUUAAUAUUGACGAGUAUAAGGCAUCUUCAUGUUUUCUAGUUGGUAUUUAAACCCUGGCAAUAUCCAACUGCUGAUCUGGGUUAUUAAAAAUAUGAAGAAUUUAACAUAAGCAAUGUUGUUUAGAAAAAUAAAAGCAAACAUGUUUUAGUCUAUAAUGAAAGCACAUAAUUAUAAACCAGUGCGUUUUUAAAUUUUUUUUUAAAUAUAAUUUUUAUAUAACGGCGAUAAUGAUCCACAUAGCAAUAUUUGCUUUUGUGUUGUUUCUGGUUGGUUUGGAAAUAGAAAGUCUAGAAGUUAACUGCUUAUAUUUAUCUUAUACUUAUUUUUUCAAUUUUAAUGCCUCUGCAGUGGUGAAGGGAAACCUGAAUUUAUUUAUUUAUCAUUUCUAUUGCGUUAAUUAAUUAAUGCGUUUGAUUACUUCCGGUCUAUAUUCAAUUACAUAUAUCUCUACUUCAUGUAAUAUGCCUCAUACUGAAUGCACUCUACCAUAAUUACUUAUUUCUGGUUUACUGCUUACGAAAUAUUUUUGAGAUAUACAGUAUGUAGGUCCGUAAGUUAAUUACGGCCUGCCAUGUCCGUAUACGGAAAUAUUUCCCAAGGUCUCAAAAAGAAGUUGGAACGUAUUUUGAUAUAGGGUGAUUACUUUUGCCGCACAGGUUUUAAUUUUAGAAAUAAGAAUUCAUUGUUGUCCUUAGAUUGUGGCGUUUUACAGAUUAUUUGUCUAAAAAAUCUAAUGAUCAUUGAUGUUUCACACAGAACUCGCCAGAACGGGAAAAAACCUUAGAUGUUUUUACACCAGAAAUACAUGAUAAAACCAUUGAUAACGAACGUGCAAAGAUAGAUGACAAUAAAGAUCACUUUCAAAAACUCUCAAGCAGUACUGCGAUUCAUCAGAAAGUAGCGUUUGUUCAAAGUAAUUGUUGUCAACCAGGUAUUGCAACCGUCCACAAGUUACCUUUUGGUCCUAAGCGAGUGUACCAACGGAAAGUGCAGGAAAAGAAGUACGUUGCUCGUAAAUGGAUCACCGUACAAGUUAUAGAUCACGAGGUAAAGGGUGUUUAUUGCAAUAUUUGUGUAGCUUUUGCUGAAUCUUCUUCUGCUUUUACCAAUGGUUUUACUCAGUAUUCACAUAUAUACGAAAGAAUCUCUGAUCAUGAGUCAUCCAAGACACAUAAUUCUUCAGUAAUGGCAUUUGUCCACGCCCAGUCUAACAAAGAUAUAAGUUCUCUCACUAAUUCGGAAAUGGUUAAUGCUCGACGGCGCGAUGUUCAAGAAAACACUCGUGUCUUCGAAAGAAUAGUAUCUAUAAUCAAAUACCUUGCUAAACGAUCCUUGUCAUUCAGAGGACACCGAAACGAGUCUUCAUACACUUUAGAUGAUAGAUCAGUUGAUCAUGGUAAUUGUUUAGAAACAAUCCUCUUGAUUUCGGAAUUUGAUGUACCUUUAAACAGCCAUGUACAGAAAGUAAUUGAUAAAAGUAAGAAAAGACGAGGAAAUUUGAAACGAAUAGGCAAGUAG
Molecule: messenger RNA, 3202 nt
Organism: Paramuricea clavata
Lineage: Eukaryota; Metazoa; Cnidaria; Anthozoa; Malacalcyonacea; Plexauridae
Source: the annotation of a GenBank genome assembly